Messenger RNA from Plectropomus leopardus (leopard coralgrouper), 1050 nucleotides. NCBI's taxonomy places the organism in Eukaryota, Metazoa, Chordata, Actinopteri, Perciformes, Serranidae. The record is from RefSeq and is a predicted model, not a curated record.
AAUGUGCAUUUUCAUUCACUGGAAAAGCGCCAGCAGGACAGUAUUUCAUCUACCUGAUGGUGGAGGACUUCAUACCGAAGCCCAAAACAAGCGUCCCCACGGCCGACGAGCCCCUCAGCUCUGUCCCUGUGCACCUGUCGCUCACCGUGGAGGAGUCGACUUCCAUCUGCAGCGCUGAGCCCGUGGCAGCAGACGAGACCCCCACAGAGGACUCCUCGAUGUCCAUCCUGCCGUACCAGCAGAAGCAAUUCAGCGUCGACUUUACUUCAGCGCAGGAGCGCGUUUUAGAGAUCGCAGUGGUCGGCCCUCCUGAACUCCACAGAGUUGGUUUCAAAUCAGUCGGCUCCCUGUCGACCAUGACCAUGGCCUUUGUCCGCUCCGAAAACAAACUGGCACGCCUUUUACCCAUCUGCUUUGCAGCAAAUACAAAGAGUUUGCAGUCGGAGCCCAGAUGCGUGUGGCUGUAUCAAAGAGAGAUGAUGGCGCUCCCUGCUGGAACAGAGCUGAGGUGUGAGAAGACAGAGAUGACUCUGGUGCUCCCGAUCACCUCGCUGAGCGACAUCGACCUGGCCGAGCUGCAGCUCAACAGCCCCAGCUGUCCCGUCACCUUCAACAGCACACACCUGACGGCACGCAUCUCCCUGAGCGACUGCGGCACCAAGAUUGUGCACGCUGGUUCAGAGCUGGUUUACACCAACACCUUGAAAACGGUGCGUGAGUACACUAUGGUGAGCCGACGGCCCACGCUGACCCUCCCUCUGGCCUGCCGGAUCCCCGGAGUCCAGGUGGGAAAACCGAACUUUGAGAUUGCCAUGCCCAAAGAGAAGGAGGUCUUCGGUGAGAUCGCUAUAUGGAUAGAAUUACACUUACCUGGAGAAGGGCCGCUGGCCAAAUUUACACGCAGCCCUAAGUUACGCUCCCUCAGCGUGCUGCCACGACGAGUGCGUCGAGAAGCAGAAUCACCAACAGAGAGCUCUGAUAACAGCACCUCCUUUGAUAACAGCACCUCCACCAGCACCUCCUCUGAUAACAGCACCUCCUCUGAUAACA